Molecule: messenger RNA, 1984 nt
Organism: Paecilomyces variotii
Lineage: Eukaryota; Fungi; Ascomycota; Eurotiomycetes; Eurotiales; Thermoascaceae
Product: PLC-like phosphodiesterase
Exons: 2
Coding region: 123-1625 (500 amino acids)
Biological process (GO): lipid metabolic process
Molecular function (GO): phosphoric diester hydrolase activity
Source: RefSeq, a predicted model, not a curated record
CAGAAAGACUGGCGCUGGGGAAUUAAAAGAUAUCAGAAAGACAGACCAGUGGAAGUACCAAUACUUCCUUUUGGCCAAGCUUUUAGCUGCUCAGGAACGGGCGUCAGGGCAGCGAAUCGACGAUGUCGUCGUCCUGCCGGAGCUUCCGCUCCCCGGCUUAUCAUCAUCAUCAUCAUCAUCAUCAUCAACCUCAUCAGCAUUACGAUGACCAGGACACUUCCCCGCUCGACUUCUCCUCCUUCAGGCCAGGUCAUGAGCAGGAUGAAGAGGCUGUCGAGUUGCUCAAGUCGGACUUGCGAUUCACAAACGACUCCAUCUCCGAAAUCGACCUAGAACGAGAGCAUCACUCGGGACUGCUUCGGCCUCGAUGGAGCACCCUCCGCACAGCGCUGACUCGGCUGCGAUCGCGCUGGCAUAACUCAGCAAAUACUCAUCGAUUCCUGUCGGCCGACGAGUCGCGUCUGGGCCGUGCGCAGAAGCGAUCGGUGAGAUCCAAGAAGCUGCGGUGGCUGCUAUAUUCCAUUAUUGCCUUCCUCGCCAUGCUGGGUCUCGUUCAAUUCUUCGUUCUGGCCUGUGCCAUCGUCGUGUCCUUCUUCCCCGACGAGUUAGAGCAGACAAUUGGUGAUUGGGGUCAGCCAGGAACCCCGACAGAAGGUUGGAGUCACUGGCCGACGGAUGCGACCAGGGAGAUCGUGCCAGUGGGAUGCCAUUCGCAUAAUGACUACUGGAGAAAGGUCCCUCUGUUUUCGGCACUGCAGGCAGGUUGCAUAGGCGUCGAAGCAGACGUGUGGCUGGCGGGAGAUGAGCUCUAUGUCGGUCAUACCACGUCAGCCCUGACGGCCAACCGUACAUUGAAGAGUCUCUAUGUCAACCCGCUCGUUGAGCUCUUGGAGAAGCAGAAUCCGGUGACAAGCUUUCAUCCGGCCAAGGAUCAGCCUCUGAACGGUGUUUUUGACACUGAUCCAUCCCAGACAUUGAUUCUCCUGAUCGAUUUCAAGACCGACGGACCCGCCACAUGGCCUCAUGUGGUGUCGCAGUUAUCGCCUCUGCGUGAGCGUGGCUAUCUCACUUACUUCAACGGCACGGACGUGGUGCAAGGUCCAGUCACUGUCGUGGGAACGGGUGAUACCCCAUUCAACCUGCUGACGGCUAACUCCACCUACCGUGACAUAUUCUUCGAUGCGCCGCUGGCUAAACUCGAAGAUGAAGGUCCCCCAGAGAUGGAUCCUGAGGGUCGUCCACUACCCAGAUCACCGGGUCCCAAGCGUCUACCACACGGCUUUGGCCAGGGACAUUCCGGUCUACCGAGCGACGUCAACCCGGACAUUUUUGAUCCCACCAACAGCUAUUACGCUUCCGUUUCUUUCAAGAAGUCGAUUGGGCUCCCCUGGCACUUUCACAUUACACCCCGGCAGUUGGAGCGGAUCAGAGCUCAGGUCCGUGGCGCCCAUCGCCGCGGCUUGAAGGUACGAUACUGGGGAUUGCCUAGCUGGCCCCGGAGCCUCCGAAACCAUGUCUGGAGCGUCCUCAUGCGAGAGGGCGUCGAUAUCUUGAACGUAGACGACCUAAAGAGCGCUACGAGGCGAGAUUGGACUCGACGAUCUUGGAGAUGGUGGUUUGCUUGAUGAUCUUCUAUUGAUGCUUAUGGUUAUAUACCCUUUUCUGCUUCCCUUCGAUUCACCAGGACGGUUUGACCCGUAUAUAUGCGAUAUGAUUCACUCGAUAAGCGAUUUCAUUAUACAUGCUUCUUGGGUGUGGCGUUUUAUGAAAGAGAGGACUUUCCAUGGAUAUUCGAAUCUUUCUUCCUGACUUUCGAUUUAUCUUCCUUCGGAGGUGCUUGUGCGGUGUUACAUAGACUAAGUUCUAGACUGCUAUAUACCACUGCUGAUUCUGCGUCGUUUGAUAGCUCAGCCAUUCUCGAUUCAUGCCCAUAUCAUACUUACAUUAUCGUCCGCUAGACUGCAUAGAUAUGACAAUCGAUUAU